GACGAUCAACCCUUGCAAGAUGUGUGACUGUGUACGAUUCUUUGGAUAGCUGUGAACGGGAGGGUUGGAGCUGAACGUCGCGACGCUUUCAGGAAUACCCUGCACCAGAACUAUUUCAUUUUUUCCCACUUUGAUCCAGUUGGGACAAAGGCUUGCCGGACAGAGGCUGUGCUCUCAUACCUGAGACUAAGGGAGGCCUCUGGACGACCUGUCCUCUCUGACUGGCGGGAAACGGGAUUGUGGGAAGACUCUCGGAGGACUGAGGGAAGGACCGUAAGAAGAGUGCGCGCAUCCUCGGCGAGGGACGGGGCAGCAUCAUGAACGUCACCAGCCUCUUCUCCUUCACCAGCCCGGCGGUGAAGAGGCUUCUGGGAUGGAAGCAGGGCGACGAGGAGGAGAAGUGGGCCGAGAAGGCGGUGGAGGCCCUGGUGAAGAAACUGAAGAAGAAGAAGGGCGUGAUGGAGGACCUGGAGCGGGCGCUCAGCUGCCCCGGCCAGCCCAGUAAGUGUGUCACCAUCCCGCGCUCGCUGGACGGCCGGCUCCAGGUGUCCCACAGGAAGGGCCUGCCGCACGUCAUCUACUGCCGCGUGUGGCGCUGGCCCGACCUGCAGUCCCACCACGAGCUCAAGGCCCUGGACUGCUGCGAGUUCCCCUUCGGCUCCAAGCAGAACGACGUCUGCAUCAACCCCUACCACUACAAGAGAGUGGACAGUCCCGUGCUUCCUCCGGUACUCGUCCCCAGAAACAGCGAGUUCAACGCCAAGCACACCAUGCUGCCGCACUUCCGUAACAUGCUCCAGCAGAACGAGCCCCACAUGCCCCACAACGCCACUUUCCCAGGGUCUUUCCCCCAGUCCCAGUCCCCCAACAACAGCUACUGCAGCUCCCCAGGGAGUGGCUCUGCCAUCCCCAAUUCCCCCUCCAGCUCGGACCCCGGGAGCCCCUUCCAGAUGCCAGCAGAGACCCCCUCUCCUGCGUAUCUGCCCCCAGAGGAGCCCAUGAACCAGGACUGCUCCCAGCCAAUGGACACCAACCUGCUGGCUCCGGCCCUGCCCUUGGAGAUCAGUAACCAGCCAGACGUCCAGCCGGUGGCCUACGAGGAGCCGAAGCACUGGUGCUCCAUCAUGUACUACGAGCUCAACAACCGCGUGGGCGACGCCUUCCAGGCGUCCUCCACGAGCGUGCUGGUGGACGGCUUCACCGACCCCUCCAACAACCGCAACCGCUUCUGCCUCGGCCUCCUGUCCAACGUCAACCGCAACUCCGCCAUCGAGAACACCAGGCGCUACAUCAGCAAAGGCGUGCACCUGUACUACGUGGGGGGCGAGGUCUACGCCGAGUGCCUGAGUGACAGCAGCAUCUACGUCCAGAGCCGCAUCUGCAACUAUCACCACGGCUUCCACGCGACCACCGUCUGCAAGAUCCCCAGCGGCUGCAGCCUCAAGAUCUUCAACAGCCAGCAGUUUGCCCAGCUGCUCGUCCAGUCGGUCAGCCACGGCUUCGAGGCCGUCUACGAACUCACCAAGAUGUGCACCAUCCGUAUGAGCUUCGUCAAGGGCUGGGGCGCAGAGUACCACCGCCAGGACAUCACCAGCACCCCCUGCUGGAUCGAGGUGCACCUGCACGGGCCGCUGCAGUGGCUGGAUAAAGUGCUCACCCAGAUGGGAUCACCCCACAAGCCAAUUUCAUCAGAGUCCUAGCCACGCCAAAACCGGCCCAGGGCCUUCAGAGGAAGGGGCAGGAGGCAGAGGGGGGAGGGGGGUUAUGUCCUACUUGAAGGCCAUGUGUAUCGGGCUCAUCCCAGGCUGUGUGUGACCUGGCUGGGGGCUCACCUGGAAGAUACUUGAGCUCUGUGACCAAUGGUAUUAAUCAGACUUUCUGUCCCGUUUACAGCAUCACCACUGGACUGAUUUCAUAAAAUCCUCUUUUCAGUUGUGCCCAAGAACUGUGUGCAUCAUAUCUAUAAGUGGUUUGGGGAGGUUUAAAGAUAAGUCAGCAUGCAGUUGGACUGAGCAGUUUCUUAAAAAAUCAGUUUGGGGAACAGUUUCACGUACAAAAAACAACUGAAAAUCCCCCAAAGGAAAUCGCUUCCUUAGUUUAUUCACACAGUCCAAUCACAGUCCGCAGAGGAUGGGGGUGGGAGGGGCAUUUGUGACAUAGGGGUGAGAGAAUGUGUAUAAAGCAUUGCUCUGCUCGUGUUACACUUGGGUUGGACUGAUUCAAUGGGUGUGUAGAUGCACUGGCCAUUCAUAUUCAGUGGCGCAGUUUGUUCUGAAGUACACUUUGGUUGUGUUGAGCUUGUAGGUGAUCAUUCAAUGGGUCAGUGUGGAGCAGUGUUGAGCUGUGAUUAGUGCAGCUAAUACCUUAUUACUGAGGUUCACUGGAAGCGUCCAUUUUCCCUUUUUUCCACUUUUCCUUUCAGUAGCUUGGCUUGCUGUUUUUUUAAAUUGAAAUACGCACAAGUACACUGAGAAGCAUAAUGACAUGUAGACAAACAGUAUUGCACUCAACAAGAUAACACAUAGCAAGAUACACAGAUAUAAUAAUAUUUAACCUUAUACAUUAACUGACAUUGAAUUCAACAGAAUUUCAGAAAAACAUUGUGGUUAAAGAGAUUGCAAUACAUGGUUUUGGGGGCAUGAACAGCAUAAAGAAACACUAGAAAAGUUACAUUUGGGGAGUGUUAGAGGCCUGUUGGGGGUGGAGUGGUGGAGUGAUAGUGUAAAAAUAAGUGAAUAAAAUGAAUUGAUAUCCAUUGGGAGAUGAGCCAUGGUGGUGAACACACACUAUGAGCUAGUAGUCAGGACUCAAAGGACCGCACGAGUACAUUGGCAUGCUGUUAAGAUUUUUUUAAUUUGUUUUUUUUCUCCGAGCCAGUUUAUGCAGAUAUUGUUUUUGUUUUUGUUUAUAUAUGUUAGUGGGCAUCGUGGUAAAACAGACUUGUGGGCAUUUUGCAACAAACAGUCAUGUCCAUUUGAUGCUAUUUAAUUUAGUCAUUUUAAUUCCGUCCCUUUGAUUAUUUUGUUAAAGCUUAGAAUGCAAUCUGCUGUUAUUUUGUAAAUCAUUUUUUGUACUUUAAAAUGCUCUGCUGUCUCUAGCAUCUGCACUUUUACAGGAAGUAACUUCCUCCUCUGAUGUUGUUUUGACAUUGUUGCUGAAUCCUGCUCCCAGAAAGCAGUUAUAUUCCUCCAAUAUCAAGGCUGUAUCAGAAGAUUCAUUAAAUGGUUUCUUACUAUGUUUUCAAAUCUAAAAUGUCUGGAGUAUCCGAUUGGCAUGUCUGUGUAUGGAAAAGCCUGCCUGCAUUAGUUUUUUUUUGGGGCGGGGGGUAUUUUUAUGUGUAAUUAUUAGACUCCAUCUGUUCCUAAUUUCUGUUUCUUUUGUCAGAUGUUACAGAAACAAACAGGAAAGCAAAAAUGUGUGAGAUGACAAUGCAAUUAAAAUGAGUUUGCAAUGAG
This is a messenger RNA of Conger conger (European conger), 3455 nucleotides long. RefSeq names its product mothers against decapentaplegic homolog 1-like. The transcript is spliced from 7 exons. Bases 318 to 1700 code for a protein of 460 amino acids. Gene Ontology annotation, biological process: anatomical structure morphogenesis; BMP signaling pathway; transforming growth factor beta receptor signaling pathway. NCBI's taxonomy places the organism in Eukaryota, Metazoa, Chordata, Actinopteri, Anguilliformes, Congridae. Gene Ontology annotation, molecular function: I-SMAD binding; DNA-binding transcription factor activity, RNA polymerase II-specific; RNA polymerase II cis-regulatory region sequence-specific DNA binding. Gene Ontology annotation, cellular component: heteromeric SMAD protein complex. The record is from RefSeq and is a predicted model, not a curated record.